Molecule: messenger RNA, 3543 nt
Organism: Pleurotus ostreatus (oyster mushroom)
Lineage: Eukaryota; Fungi; Basidiomycota; Agaricomycetes; Agaricales; Pleurotaceae
Exons: 11
Coding region: 1-3543 (1180 amino acids)
Source: RefSeq, a predicted model, not a curated record
AUGUACCACCCACCCACUCCAUGCCCACGCCGCCUGUGCCGUCUUCACUCGGUUCGCGCCCCACCCUGUGUUCCGUCCUCCUCCGCUGCCCCAAACUCGGCUUGGGGCGCGGGAUCUCACGUUGACGACGAUGAAAUGAGUGGUACUCGAUGUACCACCCACCCACUCCACGCCCACGCCGUCUGCGCUCGAUUCACCCCCACCCCGCGUUCCGUCCUCCUCCGCACCCCCAAACUCGGCUUGGGCCGCGGGAUUCCUCGUCGACGACAGCGAGACGGGUGGCACACGGUGUACCACCCACCCACUCCACGCCCACACCGUCGGCGCUCGUUUCGCCCCCAUCCCGUGUUCCGUCCUCCUCCGCGCCCCCAAACUCGGCUUGGGGCGCAGGAUUCCUCGUCAACAACGAUAAAAUGGGUGGUACACGAUGUACCACCCGCCCACUCCAUGCCCAUGCCGUCUGCGCCGUCUGCACUCGGAUCUCAUGUCGACGCCUGGCAAACGGAUGGUACUCGAUGUACCACCCACCCACACCACAUCCCGCCGCUCACCACACCAUCUGCGCUCGAUUCGCCCCCACCCCGCGUUCCGUCCUCCUCCGUGCCCCCAAACUCGGCUUGGGGCGCAGGAUCUCACGUCGACGACAAUAAAAUGAGUGGUACACGGUGUACCACCCGCCCACUCCAUGCCCAUGCCGUCUGCGCUCGGUUCGCGCCCCACCCCGCGUUCCGCCCUCCUCCGCUGCCCCAAACUCGGCUUGGGGCGCGGGAUCUCACGUCGGCGCCUAGCAAACGGUACACGAUGUACCACCCACCCACACCACAUCCCGCCGCUUGUCCUGCCAUCUGUGCUUGCUUCACGCCCCAUCCCAUGUUCCAUCCUCCUCCGCUACCCAAAACUCAAACCACCGCAUCCACAUCCGAAAAUUCAACAAUGGCCUGGUCCACCCCGUAUGUGGACGAUAUUCUGAAGCCAGCAAUUGUCGAAUGGCAUAAGAAGAAAAACGAAGGAAGGGAGGAAGUGAUCAAACGCACCUGCAAAGAGUUGUAUGCAAAGCAGGCGGCAAACACCAGCAAGUUGAACCCUUUGAAAGAUGCUGCCAGUCUAGCGGGGCAAGUUGCGUGGUGGUUCAAAAAUAACCAGAAGAGAUAUUGCAAGGAUUUGGAUGGGGAGGAUAUGGGGGCUGCAAAUGACCGGAGUAAAGCAGGGAAGGGGGGCAAAGGAAAGAAUAAGGCGGUAGAGGAGAAUGAUGAAGAGCAGGAUGACGAGGAUGAUGAACCUGCCCGCAAUGUUGAUGUUCCAUGGCACAAACGUAUGACUGGGCCGCUAAUGGCGAAGGCAUGUGAUGAGGAGGCCUUCAAGAAGAUUUUAGCGCAUCACGAAGAUAAGGGAUUUGGCCAGCGUUUCAACUUGGCCAUCAAUGAGUAUUGGGGGGGGUUCACCGAAGAGGAAAAAGAUGAUUUUAGCAAGAAAGCGCGUGAGUGGAAUAGGCAAGGCCCACCAAAGAACAUGAAACCAUCCCUGGCAAAGCGAAACAUGCAGGAGAGCAUGAACAGUGUAGUAGAAUACUUUGCUAAAUACUACGGAGCAUCGGUGAUUAUGUUCAGCAUGGCGCCAGGAGAUGAUGACUCCCCAAUCAUUCGUUGGCAUGAAACUAAGGAUGGAAAACGUCCAAGCAAGUUCAUCAAGCCAAAUGUCUUCCGGGCAUUCCAAGAGGAGUGGUUGGAGUCGGUGCCUGCCGGUCUGUAUGGAGAUGCAGUGAAGUCUAAGGAUACAGACCCAGAGCGGGAUUCCUGGGCUAUUGUGGAAGAAUCAGAAGAUGGUAUUCCCAUGCUCCCAAAUCUUCCAGCAGGCGCCAGGAGCGAAGCAAUUGUCAGGGUGUUCCGUGAAUAUGGGAAUUUGGUGGCAGAUAUGGACUCUGACGGCAAAGUGAAGAGAUUACCGUGGCUUCGUCUCUCACAGGAUAACGAGGCAUAUAUUUACCCAAAGUCUUUGAUAUCUGGGGUACACUUUGGGGAACCAACAAAGAUGCCUAUUGCCGAUGUUCGCCAAUAUUAUAUGCACUUUCUGCGCCGCCAGGAUAAAGGAACCAUGGGUCUACGUCUCCGAGAAGGUUGGGAUACUCUGUCCAAGGAAAGCGAGGUGGAGAAAGGUGAAGGGAAAAGGCGAAGGAGUUCAGUGGUGGAAGUCAGAACAAGCAAGCGUAUCAAGACUCCAUCUGACACAAUGAUGGAUGUGGAUGGUGAUGUGGAUGGUAAAGGAAGCGCAAUGGACGUUGACAAGAAUGGCGGAGGAAAGGAUGUUCCAGUGGGCAUGCUAGCGCCAAGCCAGGUCUCCGACGAGGACCGCAUCAUCUUUCUGAGAUCUCUCUCGACAAACGGUGAUUAUCAAGCCAUGAUCAGUUGGCUGAGCCAGUGCAAGCAAGGGCAAGUGUCCAUGCGGUCUAACCAACGCCCGCCAACAUGGGGCAGCUGGUCUUUGAAAACACCACAUCUACCAAUGGAGUUUUACACGCAGUCCAAGUCCAACAAAGAACGUGAAAGUUUCGCAGCAGCGAAGGCAUACCUCCUACAGGACCCACUUCCCCAUGUUGGCCUUGGUGAUGUAGUUGGGCCAUAUGGGCGAGUCGAAACCACUGUUCUCAUUGUUGGUCUCAUGCUGCGUGACAUGGCCAAAGUUUGUUUUCUGGAGCCUGGUAGUGAUGAGGCCCAAAGUCUUCCUGGAUACAUGCAAGAUUCUUCUUUCGCAAUCAAGGAGUGGGAGGAACUGGGCGAAGUUUGCAGCGGAAUUAGGAACAGCCUGCGGAAAUGGGAGGAAGACCAGAUAAAGCGCGGGCAGGCCAAGAAUGCCGGCCCUAAAGCCAAAGACGCCGGCCCUAAAGCCAAAGACGCCGGCCCUAAAGCCAAAGACGCCGGCCCUAAAGCCAAAGACGCUGGCCCUAAAGCCAAAGCCGAGCUGAAAAGGGAUUGGAUCGGGAAAGCAUCAAGGAUUCCUAAAGAUCUGUUAACUCUGGCUAGUUCAUGUGGUUUACUCCGUGAGGAUGCUCACAUCUUUCAAAGCUUCGGGGCAGAUUGGAGGGCAGUGGUUGAUAAUUAUUGGGCACUGGAGAAGGCAUUAUUAGGGAAGGCUGUUGACGGGGAUGGGGUGCCUCAUCAUGUUGAAGGAUUACCAACUGCGGUGGAUGUCUGGGUUGAUGCUUGGCAAGAAGAAGGUUUGUUUGAUGUGGAUGGCUUGAUAGGUGAUGCCAAGUUUGGUGAAGAUAUGUGGAAAUGGUGGAAGAAGCAGAAGGAUGCAGAUAAAGAGGUUCGUGAAGAAAAGGGGCUGGAUGGACUCUUGGAGCAACCACAUCUCCAGCGUGGUGGUAGGGGACUGUUGGUGAUGUUAUGGGCGGUCAAUGUGUGGGGAAAGGGUGUGGUGAGGCGUCAAAAGCCUCAAGGAGCAGAGGCCCAACAAUGUGUCACCGUCUGCAAGGAGCUCCGCCUGCUUUUUAUUGAGCUCUUGAAAGCACCAGCUUUAGGUGGACGUACUACCAGAGCCCGGUAA